CUCUCUCGCGUUAUCUUUCCUAUUUUAAAACCCUCUCUCUCUCCAUUUCACAUUCCUCAGUCACCAAUCACAAAUCCCAGUUCCAGACUUCUCAAUUUCAUGUUUCGAAGUCCAGAAUCAAUUUUAUUCCCACCUAAGUUUUCACUUAGAUCUGUUUCCAAAUACCAGCUAAAACCCCAUCAUUCUUCGAUGCAAAUUUCACUUCCUCCACUCUACUGAGCUGUGUGUUCACAGAGAAAAGUGUUCUGAGUGUGGGUUUUGGUGUUAUGUCUGCUUUGCAGAAACUGCCGCAGAGUAUGGCGACUGCGAGCUGUUAUGGGUCGAUGCUGUCGUGUAAGGCUGACGUUUUUGUGCCCGAUCAGUUCCCGGUGGGGUUGAGAGUUCUUGUAGUGGAUGAUGACAUUACCUGCUUGAGAAUUUUGGAGAAAAUGCUCCGAAGAUGCAUGUACAUUGUUACUCCUUGCUCCCAGGCUAUUGUUGCUUUAAACAUACUACGGGAGAGCAAAGGCUGUUUUGAUGUUGUAUUAAGUGAUGUUCAUAUGCCUGACAUGGAUGGCUUCAAACUCCUCGAACGAGUUGGGUUGGAAAUGGACCUUCCUGUCAUUAUGAUGUCAGCAGAUGGAAGAACCAGUGUUGUUAUGAGGGGAAUCAGACAUGGGGCCUGUGAUUACUUGAUUAAGCCUAUACGUGAAGAAGAGUUGAAGAAUAUAUGGCAGCAUGUUGUGAGGAAAAAGUGGAAUGAAAACAAAGAGCAUGAACAUUCAGGUAGCUUUGAUGAAAAUGAUCGGUGUAAACGAGGAAGUGACGAUGCUGAAUAUGCUUCUUCUGUUAACCAAGGAUCAGAAGGUCUAUUAAAAACACAGAAAAAGAGGAGAGAUGCUAAAGAAGAAGAUGAUGGUGACAUGGAAAGUGAUGAUCUGUCAUCAUCCAAGAAGCCACGCGUUGUAUGGUCAGUUGAGCUCCAUCAGCAAUUUGUUAGUGCUGUGAAUCAACUUGGGAUUGAUAAGGCUGUACCAAAGAGAAUACUUGAAUUGAUGAAUGUUCCAGGUUUAACUAGAGAAAAUGUUGCAAGCCAUUUGCAGAAAUUCAGAUUAUAUUUAAAGAGAUUGAGCGGAGUAGCUCAACAACAAGGUGGGAUGCCGAAUUCAUGUUGUGGGCCUAUGGAGCAGAAUCCAAAACUCGGUUCGCUGGGAAGAUUUGAUAUUCAAGCUUUUGCAGCCUCUGGCCAAAUUCCUCCACAAACACUGGCGGCUCUGCAUGCUGAGCUUUUAGGUCGACCAACGGGUAACAUGUUGCCACCAAUGGACCAGCCAGCUCUACUACAAGCAUCCCUACAGGGACCCAAGUUUAUUCCCGUUGAUAAUGGUGUCGCAUAUGGUCAGCCUUUGAUGAAGUGCCCAUCCAACAUUUCCAAACAUUUUACUCAAUCCAUCAUAUCUACUGAGGGUGGUCAUGCAGGAUUUGGAGCAUGGUCAUCAAAUAGCCUUGGUAGCUUUGGACCAAGUCACAAUCUUGGUAGUUUGGGUGUCCAGAAUAGUAAUGUAUUGAUGGGCAUGUUACAACAUCAGCGACUGCAAGAGCAGCAUCAGAAACAAAAAAUUGUGGCAGAAAAUUGCCGUUCAAUUAACGUGCAGCCUUCUUGCCUUGUGGCCCCGUCUCAAUCAUCAGCCAGUUUUCAGGCAGCAAAUAGUCCUGCUUCCAUUAACCAAAAUGGCGCUUUUAAUAGAAAUUCUAUUAUUGAUUAUAACGUUCUGUCAGCUCAAUCAAAUAAUUCCUCCUUUGGUGUUGAACAAAUGUCGGAUAGGGAGCUAAAAACAGCAGUUGUACUUAAUGGGUACUCUGUACCAGUUCCCAUGUCUCCAUCAAUGUCAUCCUGUUCAGUAAAUACUAGCAAUGCUUCUGGUUGGCAAGUUCAGAAUUCAACCCCAACAUAUAUUACCGGCAGACAGUUGCCAGAUCAGGUGCCUAAUACGAAUGACAUUGAAGGUUCUUAUAGUGCUAAGGCAGAUCAAGGACCUCUCAGGAAUAUUCGAUUUAUUGGUAAAGGCACUUCCAUUCCAAGUCGUUUUGCAGUGGAUGACCCUGAGUCACCUGUAACUGACUUGAACCAUGGAAAAUUCUAUGGGGAGAAUGAAAACAAAGUAAAGCAGGAGCCUAAUCUGGAUUUUAUUGAGGAUUCGAAAGUGGGGAUACCUAUGUCGCAACGUUUUCCUCCGAAUGAUCUCAUGAGUGUUUUCUCUGAAUAGGCUUGCAUUGGGUGUUGGGUGGAAGUCUCUUCACUUCCAUGGAGGAUGUCAAUAUUCACAUUACUAAAUGUUGUUCUGAAGCGAUUCUACUUGAAGUCCUCAUAUUUAUUUUACUUCACCCAAAGUCCAUCAGUGCUUGCAUCACUCAGAUAAGGGAUGGAGUUGAAAAACUUGUAAUCUCUCAGUACCUCUGAUUCUGAGAAUUAAAAUCAGAAUGCUUCUACCGUAAUAGUUUUCUGGUCAUCAGGUAAUAAGCUGUGUCUCUGACUCUCAUGUCCCAACAAUUUGAAACAGGGUCAGUCAUGAAGGCAUCUUGCCGACAUUAUUGUGUAGUUAUUGGAGCUUAUUCAUGUGAAAAUGUCCAUUUGUUUAUUACACUUUAGAUCAAGAAUUUAGUAAAUUAAGCAGCAAAUAUAAUUUUUAAUAGUUUAGGGCUAUUAUGUUUCCUGAAUGCAACUCAUUACAAAAUUGUAGCACCAUGAUGUAUCCUGCUACAAUACUGUGCCAUUCAAAAGUCAAUCAAGAAUGAA
Messenger RNA from Ilex paraguariensis (yerba mate), 2776 nucleotides. The record is from the annotation of a GenBank genome assembly. NCBI's taxonomy places the organism in Eukaryota, Viridiplantae, Streptophyta, Magnoliopsida, Aquifoliales, Aquifoliaceae.